Molecule: messenger RNA, 1121 nt
Organism: Pecten maximus
Lineage: Eukaryota; Metazoa; Mollusca; Bivalvia; Pectinida; Pectinidae
Source: RefSeq, a predicted model, not a curated record
UUCUACAUAGAAAUAAUUAGCAAAGACGAAGCCCCUGUGAUUAUUGACCCGACCCCACCUGAACAACAGAUGUUUACAGUCUUCGUUGGGUCAGACCAACAGAUCAAGGUCGUAGCAAAACCUACAAAUCCAACAAGGACUCUUUCAACGUUUUUCUUCACACGACGUGAUGGCGUCGUGCCACAGACGUCGCCGGUAACAGACGAAUCAUCGAUUGAUCCACUUGCUAAAGGUCAGGCAGUAUUAUGGACGCCUGUACCCUCUGACAUGGGGGACCACAUCCUGUGUGUGAGGGUGGAGGACAGCGCUGGAUAUGAUGCGCUACCCAGAUGCUUCAUCAUUCGAGUAAAAGCUGCUCCAGUUGGAGCCGGAUCACAGAUAGUACCGGGAAAACCAGUGUUCCUUCACUUCCCGUCUAACGGAGAGAUUUCCUGUUUGGUCGGAUCCAAUUGCCGUUUCCCAAUCUACGCUUUUUCAUCUACGCCAGGAGGAAUAACAGGAAUAUCUUUAACCAGUUCAGACGCCGCUGGAUGUCAUAUCAGUCAGAUUAAGGAUGCCAGUACCAUACACACAGAAGCAAAAAUGGUUCGAUUUAACAUUUCAGGAUCCUACGGUUGGCAAUAAGAAAAUUUGUAUGACUGCAUCAGAUGCGAAUGCUGUUUUAAUGAAAUGUUUUGAAGCCGUAGUCCAACCAAGAGAUCCAUGUGAAACACAGCCUUGUAAAAAUGGUGCCGAGUGUGUUACGAACGGCGACAAAACAUCCUAUGUUUGCAUGUGCCCUCCUGGGUUCAAGGGUCUUACUUGUGAUAUAGCUCCGGAUAAAUGCAUCCCUAACCCAUGCAAGUUUGGAGCCACGUGUCAUCAUUUGGGAUUUCAGAUUGAAUGCCUGUGUACAAGUGGAUACUGGGGCAUACAUUGCGACAAUAGUAUUUUAUUAUCACUACUUUUUUCAACAUGUAUCUUUUUAUUUACGAGUCUUCGUCUGAAGUACUGAUACUUUUUUGUAAAUCGGCACACUAUACUUUCAGGCUUUUAUAUAUAAUUUUGCUAAAGCACCAAUCUGUUACUUGUGAAAUGAAAUUAUUGCUGACGACACAUCCUCUAUAUCCCAGCGUAUGCGU